Coturnix japonica (Japanese quail) is the source of this 2671-nucleotide messenger RNA. RefSeq names its product CCR4-NOT transcription complex subunit 7 (gene CNOT7). Gene Ontology annotation, cellular component: CCR4-NOT complex. The record is from RefSeq and is a predicted model, not a curated record. Gene Ontology annotation, molecular function: nucleic acid binding; poly(A)-specific ribonuclease activity. NCBI's taxonomy places the organism in Eukaryota, Metazoa, Chordata, Aves, Galliformes, Phasianidae.
UAAUGGCUUUGUGCGGCGGGCGCUGCGCUGCGCUCUGUGCGUGUUGCGCGCCCACUCGCGGCUCCGGGGCGGCGGGGGCCGCGGGGGCCUCGCAGGACCUGGCCCGGCCCCCCCGCGGCCCAGCGUGUGAGUAAAAAAGGAAAGUAAGGUUCUCUUUAUGAAACUGAUCCUCAGUCAAGUGUAACUUUUGAUGUAUGGUCUUUAAAGCCCCCCACUAUGCCAGCAGCUACCGUAGACCAUAGCCAAAGAAUCUGUGAGGUCUGGGCUUGUAACUUGGAUGAAGAGAUGAAGAAAAUUCGUCAAGUCAUACGGAAGUAUAACUAUGUAGCUAUGGAUACAGAAUUCCCAGGAGUAGUUGCAAGGCCUAUUGGAGAAUUCAGAAGCAAUGCAGACUAUCAAUACCAAUUAUUACGCUGCAAUGUAGAUUUGCUAAAAAUAAUUCAACUAGGGCUGACGUUUAUGAAUGAGCAAGGGGAAUACCCUCCAGGAACUUCAACUUGGCAAUUUAAUUUUAAAUUUAAUUUAACAGAAGAUAUGUAUGCACAGGACUCUAUCGAGCUGUUAACAACGUCUGGUAUCCAGUUUAAAAAGCAUGAGGAAGAAGGAAUUGAGACGCAAUACUUCGCAGAACUGCUAAUGACAUCAGGAGUUGUACUAUGUGAAGGAGUCAAGUGGCUUUCAUUUCACAGUGGAUAUGACUUUGGUUAUCUAAUCAAAAUCCUGACCAACUCUAAUUUGCCUGAAGAAGAGCUGGACUUCUUUGAGAUACUGCGAUUGUUUUUCCCUGUCAUCUAUGAUGUAAAGUAUCUCAUGAAGAGUUGCAAAAAUCUGAAGGGUGGAUUGCAAGAAGUGGCUGAGCAGUUAGAGCUGGAAAGGAUAGGACCACAGCAUCAGGCAGGAUCUGAUUCUUUGCUCACAGGAAUGGCCUUUUUCAAAAUGAGAGAAAUGUUCUUUGAAGAUCACAUUGACGAUGCCAAAUAUUGUGGCCACUUGUAUGGCCUUGGUUCGGGGUCAUCUUAUGUACAAAAUGGCACGGGAAAUGCUUAUGAAGAAGAAGCCAACAAGCAGUCAUGACACGAAAUGAAAGGCCGUCUUUUUGAGCUCCACAUGCUUGUACAUACGUUUUAUCUCUGGUUGAACCCCUUGGACAAUAAGGCUUUUUUUCUCCCUUUCUCAGCACACUUUCUUUUCUGCCUUUCUAUGUAUUAAACCUGACUGUUCCUAUCACAGAUUUUGAUCUUGAUAUUGAUAUGUAGAAUUUUAUGGGUUACUUUUGGAGUCAUAACUAGCCCAUUUGUAAAGAAGCUUGUGUAGGAUCAGUGUGGCAGAGAGAAGGGGAAAGCUAAAUCAUUAUGAAUAGUAUGGUAAACUUGCCUAUAUCGGUCUUUGGUCUUAGGUUUUUUGUCUCUUUCCCCUCCCUUCUCCAAAUUAACUCAUGCUGAUUGUAACUAACUUCCCCGUUCAUGUCUGUUCCUUCCAGUAUGCAGGCGUUUUAGCUAUUCAAGAUUGUGGACCAUCAAAUUUGCACUUUAGAGAGCAACUCUGACUCAAUCCUCUGUUUCAUUUGAAGUUUUUUUUUUCCCUUCUGCCCUUAGCUAGGAAACAAUAAUCCUCCAAGUUCAGCAGCUUCACACUGUAUUUUUGGCAUCUUUUGGUAUUUCAACCCAUAGAACAUGACAUUUGCUGUAUAACCUGCAUUCGUUCAAGCAAAACAAACUACUGAAACCAUAGUAACUGCUGUUGUUUUACUAGUGUUCUGCCAUCAAACACGUCCUGCACAUGCCAACUGCUGGUUGGCUGGCUGCUUUAGAUCCGCUCUGUGAGGAGGGAAAGAAGCUUGAGAAGACAGCUUUAAACCCUUCAGGAAAAGAACAGCUGUGACUUUACCACCUUUGCCAUUAAGCUGAGAUUUGAAGGCUAUUGGAAUAGUAGGAAUUUUGUAAUGGCGCACUUCCCUUGAUUAACUUUUAUUCUAGUGACACAUAUACAACAAAUAUUUUUUUAUGAAGUCGUAUUUAUUAUGUAGGUGAUUUGACAACUUUUGGAAGUCAGUUCAGUUCAAGAUAAAACCCAAAGAUCUGAAAAAAAACACAAAACAACCCUAUUUAACUGAAUUAGGACAACUAAAUUGUGCUUUUUUGUAGUUGCUACAAAGACAGAUGUUACAGAUAUUUGUUGUAAAACAACAAAAUAUAAAUAACUUAGAACAAAUAAAGUUACUUGAGGAUUGUAAUGCUAGUUUAUUUUUGAGUAUAUCGUAGCAAUAUAUUUUAGAUAUAUUGUUUUAAAGGACCCUAAAAUACGUUCUUAUCUCUGCUUACCAUGUGUACAGAGCAGUUGUGCAGGAGGCAUUUUUGGUAUUGAAUAGCUAAAUCCGAGCCUGAAAUGAUGGAAAGUGCGACAUUGUGUGCCUGGGUGUGCGUGCGCGCGUAGCGGUGUGCGUGUUCCACUCGGAAAUCAAUCAUAGAAAAACUCCAGAUGUUCGCCAAUUCUUCUGUUUACCUUGUACUGCAAAGACGAAUAACAGAUGGCACCAAAUACCUUUUUCAUUGGGUUACAACGAUGUAACUGGGUGGUCCUUUUUAAACAACAAAUAAUUUGCAUAACAGAGGGUAUUUGUUUUUAAAGCUUUUGUAAAUAAAGGCCUAAAAAAUGUUUUCUUACAUAACAA